UAUGGGCCGAUGUUUAUUCAAGAACCUGACCCUGUGAUCUUCCCAAUGGAUUCAGAGGAGAAGAAAGUGUCUCUCAGUUGUCAAGCAAGAGGAAAUCCUGCCCCAACCUACAGGUGGCUCCAGAAUGGAACCGACUUAGACAUAGAAAGUGAUUACCGCUACAGUGUAAUAGAAGGAAGCCUUAUUAUCAACAAUCCCAGUGAAUUAAAAGAUGCUGGGCAGUACCAGUGUUUUACCACCAAUGUCUACGGUAGCAUUUUAAGCAGGGAAGCCUCACUUCAAUUUGCAUAUCUGGGGAAUUUCAGCGGACGAACACGAAGUGCCGUGUCCGUGAGGGAAGGUCAAGGUGUGGUGCUAAUAUGCUCUCCUCCACUUCACUCGCCAGAGAUCAUCUACAGCUGGGUAUUUAAUGCGUUCCCCUCCUUUGUGGCAGAAGACAGCAGGCGUUUCAUCUCCCAGGAAACAGGCAACCUGUAUAUAUCCAAAGUGCAGCCAUCAGAUGUUGGGAGUUAUAUCUGCCUCGUGAAGAACACAGUGACAAAUGCCAGGGUCCUUAGUCCUCCAACUCCAUUAACACUUCGAACGGAUGUUCCAACAAUCUCAUGGAGGAAAGUUAAUGGACCCAAUCCGAGCAAAGCCCGCCUGCGCAAGUCCCAAGCCGUGCUCGAAAUCCCGAACGUGCAGCUAGAAGAUGGAGGGACAUAUGAAUGCAAAGCUGAGAAUUCCCGGGGACGGAAUGUCUUCCGAGGACAGUUACAAGUAUACACAUAUCCACACUGGACAGAGAGGCUGAACGAUACCCAGUUAGACAGUGGGGAUCAACUUCAGUGGGAGUGCAGGGCUUCUGGAAAGCCGAGGCCAACUUAUCGCUGGCUCAAAAAUGGGAAUACUCUACGGCCAGAGAGCAGGAUUGAGAUGGUUAAUGGUGUGCUGAUGAUCCACAGUGUUAAUCAGUCAGAUGCUGGAAUGUAUCAGUGCGUAGCAGAAAACAAGCAUGGAGCCAUCUAUGCCAGUGCUGAACUGAAGAUUUUAGCUUCUGCUCCAACUUUUCCCCUGAGUCAACUGAGGAAGACCAUUAUUAUUACCAAAGGCCAAGAAGUCACUGUGGACUGCAAACCACAAGCUUCUCCCAAACCAACCAUUGGGUGGAAGAAAGGAGAAAAAAACAUUCGAGAAAAUAAAAGGGUAACUGUUCUUCCAGAUGGAAGCCUGCAAAUUCUGAAUGCCUCCAAAUCUGAUGAGGGGAAAUACAUAUGCCGAGGAGAAAAUAUAUUCGGUUCAGCAGAAAUUACAGCUUCGGUAUUUGUGAAAGAGCCUACCAGGAUAGACUUGUCCCCCAAGAGAACUGAGCUGACGGUGGGAGAAAGCAUUGUCCUCAGCUGCAAAGCUUUCCAUGACCCAACCUUAGACGUCAUCUUUCACUGGAGUCUGAAUGGGCAGCCUAUUGAUUUUGAAAAAGAAGGUGGACAUUUUGAAAGCAUCAGGGCGCAAGCAUCUUCUGCGGAUUUAAUGAUCAGGAACAUCCUUCUGAUGCAUGCUGGAAGAUAUGGCUGCAGGGUGCAAUCUACAGCAGACAGUGUAUCAGAUGAGGCAGAACUUCUUGUUAGGGGUCCACCUGGCCCUCCUGGAGUUGUCAUUGUUGAAGAAAUCACAGAGGUCACUGCAACUCUUUCGUGGACUCCUGGAGUGGACAAUCACAGUCCUAUCACUUCUUAUAACUUGCAAGCGCGAAGUCCAUUUUCACUUGGCUGGCAGACUGUGAAAACAGUUCCUGAACAUAUAGGGGGUGACCUGGAAUCUGCAACAGCAAUUGAACUGAACCCAUGGGUAGAGUAUGAAUUUAGAGUUGUAGCAACCAACAAAAUUGGAACAGGAGAUCCAAGCACACCAUCAAAAGUGAUCCGAACCAAAGAAGCAGUGCCAAAGACGGCUCCUGCUAAUGUCAGUGGCAGAAGUGGAAGACGGCAUGAAUUAGUAAUAGCCUGGGAGCCAGUCUCCGAAGAAUUUCAGAAUGGGGAAAGCUUUGGAUACAUCGUGGCUUUCCGACCGAAUGGGACAAGAGGCUGGAAAGAAAAAAUGGUCACAUCUUCGGAUGCCUCCAAGUUCAUCUACAGAGAUGAAAGCGUGCCUCCCUUGACUCCGUUUGAGGUGAAAGUUGGAGCAUAUAACAACAAAGGUGAUGGACCGUUCAGCCCAAUUGUUGUGAUCAGUUCUGCCGAGGGAGAACCAAGUGCUGCCCCUACUGAUGUCAAGGCUACAGGACUGUCUGUAUCAGAGAUUCUUGUUGCGUGGAGUCACAACAAAGACAGCCUGGGAAGACCUCAGGGAUUUGAGGUUGGCUACUGGAAAGAUAUGGAAGAAGAAGAAGCAGCUGAGAAGGCCAGGUCAGAAGGGAAUGAGUCCUCUGUCAUUCUCACAGGGCUAGAAGGCAACACCUUGUACCACCUGAGAGUGAAGGCAUACAACUCCGCAGGCUAUGGACCACCAAGCAACAUUGUCCAUGUGGCCACUAAGAAAUCUCCACCUAGUCAAGCACCAAACAUUAUGUGGGUUCAAGAUGGUCCCCAUAUUUCCCUGGGAUGGGAGCCUGUAAAGCCUUUAGCCAAUGAGUCAGACGUCAUGGGAUACAAGGUGUUGUUUAGGCAAGAAGGACACAGCAAUAGCCAAGUAAUUGAAACACAGAAAACAUCUGCAGUGGUGCUUCUCCCUGACAUAGGGGUCUAUAUCAUAGAAGUCUGCGCAGUGAGUGAAGGAGGAGACGGCACCCCGAGCAGCCAAAUCAGGAUACCAUCCUUUUCAGGUGGAAAAGUCACAAAUUCUCAAUCCAGGCUAAAUGCUUUUACCACUUCUUCAUCAACUGUAACAUUUCUAUUGGUAUUGAUGGUCCCUUCAACGUCAUGGUGAAGGAUGAAGACGGAAGACUUUUAUCAUUUCUCUGGUUGCUUUAGCGUGCUAACACCAACGGAUGGAGUUCUACGACCAGGGAGAAAGCAGAAGCCUAAUUAUCAAAGGAAU
Thamnophis elegans (Western terrestrial garter snake) is the source of this 3015-nucleotide messenger RNA. It is a transcript of the gene CNTN5, whose product is annotated as contactin 5. The coding region runs from base 10 to 2904 and encodes 964 amino acids. The transcript has 20 exons. NCBI's taxonomy places the organism in Eukaryota, Metazoa, Chordata, Lepidosauria, Squamata, Natricidae. Gene Ontology annotation, molecular function: cell-cell adhesion mediator activity. The record is from RefSeq and is a predicted model, not a curated record. Gene Ontology annotation, biological process: brain development; cell-cell adhesion.